Molecule: messenger RNA, 1441 nt
Organism: Cariama cristata (Red-legged seriema)
Lineage: Eukaryota; Metazoa; Chordata; Aves; Cariamiformes; Cariamidae
Exons: 10
Source: RefSeq, a predicted model, not a curated record
AUGGAGAUAAAAGCUGACCAAUCUAGCCUCCUGCAUGAGUUCUUCAGUCCAACGGAGAAAUUGUCCUUGGAAGGGAGAAGUUCUGCAGCUUUAGAUAUUCACUUCCUUCCCUUUAAUCUGGAAAAACGUUACUGCACUGUCAUCUUGGUUAAUGAACUGAUUGGAGAAUUUGUAUACCUGAUAGAGGGAACAGGUGAUAUACCUUUGCCUUCAGGACUGCUUCCAAUGGAUAGUCCAAAUGUUUUGCAUGUUAGCAGUACUUUAGAAGGUCCAAGUGCGGUAGGGUCAGUUUUAUAUUUGAAAUGCGGUCUUGGUCAGAUUCUUGAAGAAAAUCUGAGGAUUCCAUUGAUCAAUGAGUCAAGAGAGAGGGCUCUGGCCAUUGCUGCACAACAGCGGAUGUCAACUAUGGAAUAUGAAAGAAGAAAGAUCACAGGGACUCUGCAGAGCAGUAGCGUUCGAGUUGCAACUGCAUUGUUAGGGCUGUCCAGUGCAGAGAGACAUGCACUCCUGAAACCUCGUAAAUUCCCCCCAGAGUUGAAGUAUGUGGAUUACAGUGUAGAAGUGAGCGCGCGAGAAUUCUUUGAGGUUCCAGAGAAGUUCUCUAUUCCAUUACUGGCAUCAAGCAGAGUUAACUCGAAAGUUCCAUCAACAAAAGACCUUUCACGUCAGAAAACAGACAGAAGUGAUGCAGCUGAACUUCCUAUAAAAUUCAUUCCUCGACAUCCUGGUUGCUACCACUGUCAGAUUCUUCUGAAGUCCUCCUGUGAUGUUCGUGUCUAUGAGAUUGAAUGUGUAGUGAAUGAAGACCAUGUUGAAGCAGAGAUUGAAUUUCUAACUCCAGUUUACCGGACAGUGAUUCAGGAUAUUCCAAUUAGUAACAUAUCCAGCCAGAACCAGAAACUUGAAGCAAUUUUGGAAGGACAGGGUUUUUAUGGACCUCCUCUAAUAAAUGUGGGUCUAGGUGAAACAGCUGUGUAUCCUCUCAUGUUCAAGCCUAUCGUUGAGGGCAUAACAAUGGGAAGGCUUAUUCUGCGAAAUGGUACAACUGGCACUGAAAACAUCUUUAGCCUUAAGGGAAUAGGGAAGAAACCUCUGGCAGAGGAUUGUAUUGUGAUAGAUUGCCAAGUGGGAAAGGUCACUCGAAAAUUUUUAUGGGUGCCCAAUUAUACGAAGAAGAAGUUAACGUACAAGGUAUCUUCAGAUCUUUCAAUAGUGGGUGGUGCACCUGUUAUUACUGUAGACCCAGAUGACAGAGUCGCUUACUCUUUGAUCAUAUGUCCGUGGAGACGAGGAGUCUUUCAAGGUGUAAUUUCAUUUGCUGCUGAAGAUGAAGACCAACAGCAGCCUCAAUAUAACAGCUCACCAGAGGAGACAGAUGGUGAACAGACCCUUCAGAAAUUGUCAACAGAGACACCACAAACUGUUGAUGCAGCAAGCAUGG